Messenger RNA from Miscanthus lutarioriparius, 1389 nucleotides. The record is from the annotation of a GenBank genome assembly. NCBI's taxonomy places the organism in Eukaryota, Viridiplantae, Streptophyta, Magnoliopsida, Poales, Poaceae.
AUGGACGAGGCGGAGGAGAUGCAGGUGGAGAGGCUGCAAGAGGAGGCCGACGCGGGGGGCGCCGACACGGACAAGCUCAGCUACGAGAUAUUUUCCAUCCUCGAGAGCAAGUUCCUGUUCGGCUACACCGACCCGCACCAGCUCUGGCUGCCCAAGCCGGCGGCGCCGCAGGCGUCCGCCGCGGCGCCGGGUAAGGCGGCGGCGCAGCGGGGGAAGGUCUGCGUGCUCUGCGUGGACGGCGGCGGGGGCGGCCUGCGGGCGCUGCUGGCCGGCCGCGCGCUGGCGCACCUGGAGUCCGCGCUCCACCGCGCGUCGGGGGACCCUGACGCCCGCGUCGCCGACUACUUCGACCUCGCCGCGGGCACCGGCGCGGGGGGCGUGUUCGCCGCGAUGCUCUUCUCCACGCACUCGCGCGCCGCGCCGCUGUUCCACGCCGACGACACGUGGCGCCUCGUGGCGGACCACGCGCCGCGCAUGUUCCACAGGCCCGCGAGCUCCUCGUCCACGUCCCUGUUCUGCCGCGGCAAGAAGCGGCCCCUGGCCACGCCCACGGCGGCGCUUGAGGCGGCCAUGAAGUCUGCGUUCGGCGAGGAGCUCACCCUGCGGGACACCAUCAAGCCCGUGCUCAUCUCUUGCUACGACCUCAAGACGUCGGCGCCGCUGGUGUUCUCGCGCGCCGACGCCCUGGAGAACGAGAGCUACGACUUCCGCCUCUGCGAGGUCGGGCGCGCCGCGUGGUCCGAGGCCGGCCGCUUCGAGCCCGCCGAGGUGGCGUCGGUGGACGGCGCCACGUCCUGCGCCGCUGUAGACGGCGGGCCCACCAUGGGCAGCCCGGCGGCCGCCGCCAUCACGCACGUGCUCCACAACAAGCACGAGUUCCCGUUCGUGCGCGGGGUCGAGGACCUCCUCGUGCUCUCCAUCGGCGGCUGCUCUGGCGGAGGCUCCGGUGCCGCUGGCGAGGCGGAACUCCGACCCAUGCGUCGGUGGGGUCCUAAGGAGUGGGCGCGCCCCAUCGCCCGUAUUGCUGCCGACGGCGCCGCCGACCUGGUCGACCACGCCGUGGCGCGCGCCUUUGGGCAAUGCCGCUCCUCCAACUACCUGCGCAUCCAGGCGAAACGGGAGAGCAUGCCGCCGUGCGGUCCGGACGGGGAGUACGACCCGACCCCAGGGAACGUGCGCGCGCUACUCGCGGCGGCGGACGAGAUGCUCAAGCAGCGGAACGUGGAAUCGGUGCUGUUCGAGGGGAGGCGAGUCGGGGAGCAGACGAACGCGGAGAAGCUGGACUGGUUCGCGGCCGAGCUCGUCGCCGAGCACCGCAGCAGAGGGUCCCGGAUCGCACCCACCGUUGCGUUCAAGCAGGCGCCGCAGAAGCCGUCGGCGCUGGACUGA